CACCCUUUGCCAGUUGCCUCGAUGCAACACCACCUUUGCCUCCUUAAAUUUCCAUGCACUCCCUCACAACCUCCUCACUCUCACUCCAAUUUCCAGAGCCUUAUCCGAGAAAAAAGUCGGUUUGCUUUUUCGAGAAACCCAGUCUGAGACUCUCAGAGACUAGUGACAGAGACCACUGUACCCACAGCCAGCAAUGGAAGUCGAAACCACCCAGAAGAAGAAGCCAACACCACCCCAAUCAAGCCCAAUGAGAAAGAUCAUUCUGGUUGCCUCAAUUGCCGCCGGAAUCCAAUUUGGAUGGGCCAUACAGCUCUCCCUGCUAACCCCCUACGUCCAGCUCCUCGGCAUCUCCCACACCUGGGCACCCUUCAUCUGGCUCUGCGGCCCCAUCUCCGGCAUGCUCGUCCAGCCCAUCGUCGGCUACCACAGUGACCGCUGCACGUCCCGCUUCGGCCGACGCCGUCCCUUCAUCGCUGCCGGCUCCUCUCUAGUCGCCAUCGCCGUCUUCCUCAUCGGCUACGCCGCCGACCUCGGCCAUCUUUUCGGUGACUCCCUCGACAAACCCACCAAACCACGCGCCAUCGCCAUCUUCGUGGUCGGGUUCUGGAUCCUCGACGUGGCCAACAACAUGUUACAGGGCCCCUGCCGUGCUCUCCUGGCCGACAUCUCCGGCUCCGACACCAAGAAAAUGCGAACCGCGAAUGGGUUCUACUCUUUCUUCAUGGCCAUCGGCAACGUCCUGGGGUUCUCCGCCGGGUCCUACACCCACCUCCACAAGAUGCUCCCCUUCACCAUGUCCAAAGCCUGCGACGUCUACUGCGCCAAUCUCAAAACCUGCUUCUUCCUCUCCAUCGCUCUCCUUAUAGCCCUCACCAUUCUCGCUCUCGUAUCCGUCACGGAACCAACACCAACUCCGGAAAUGGUAGAAGCUGUGGAGGAGAUUGAGGAGGAGGAGGAGGAGAAGGUAGCACCGGUGCCUUUCUUCAGCGAGAUCCUUGGUGCUUUCAAAGAGCUACAGAGACCGAUGCGGAUCUUGUUGGUGGUGACAUGCCUCAACUGGGUCGCGUGGUUCCCUUUCCUACUGUUCGACACUGACUGGAUGGGAAGGGAGGUGUACGGAGGGGAGGUCGGGAAAGGCAGGUUGUAUGCCUUGGGGGUCAGAGCCGGUGCCCUCGGCCUCAUGCUCAACUCUGUCGUUUUGGGCUGUGUCUCUCUCGGAAUUGAGAUUCUCGCGCGUGCCCUUGGUGGGGUCAAGCGCUUGUGGGGCGUUGUCAAUUUUCUCCUCGCCAUCUGUUUGGCCAUGACCGUUUUGAUCACCAAACUAGCUCAGUCCACUCGACACCACGCCGUCGUUUCAACAGGAGCUGAGCCACCGCCGCCACCCGCCGGUAUCAAGGCGGGUGCGCUGGCUAUCUUUGCUGUCUUGGGUAUACCUCAGGCGAUAACCUACAGUGUUCCCUUUGCUCUGGCAUCCAUAUUUUGCAGCAAUUCUGGUGCAGGCCAAGGGCUUUCUUUAGGAGUCUUGAAUCUUGCAAUUGUUGUGCCACAGAUGGUAGUGUCAGUAGCAAGUGGACCAUGGGAUGCUCUAUUUGGUGGUGGUAAUCUACCAGCAUUUGUGGUUGGAGCCAUUGCUGCUGUAUUCAGUGGAAUAUUAGCACUCUUCAUGUUACCAUCUCCACCACCUGAUCUUCCUACAACUAAGAAUGCAAGAGCUGCAGCUGCUGCAUUCCACUGAUUUCGAUCGCAAUCACCCAGCUCCAGCCGAGAGAUAUCGAGAGAGUUUUAACUCUAGCUUUCUUUCUGAUAUUUUUAUUUUAUUUUCCAUUUAAUUUCUUUCAGCUUAAUGGGUUUUGUACUAGAGUACUAGUAGGUAUCUUUCUUCAAACUUUAAAAAAAAUGCUGCAUUGCCAUCUGUAAAUGGCAUAGAAGUUACUCUGUAUCCAUGCGUAAGCAUGAUACAGUUGAUACAACCAGGAAUGGUUGACCCCAAAAUCCUUGUCUUUGUAUAUUGCUUCAUCUUCCUCUAGUAGUUUAUGGAUUUCGUGUGUGAUCAGUAUAUAAUAA
This is a messenger RNA of Rosa chinensis, 2064 nucleotides long. RefSeq names its product sucrose transport protein SUC2. Lineage: Eukaryota; Viridiplantae; Streptophyta; Magnoliopsida; Rosales; Rosaceae. Gene Ontology annotation, biological process: sucrose transport. Gene Ontology annotation, cellular component: plasma membrane; vacuole. Bases 194 to 1735 code for a protein of 513 amino acids. The record is from RefSeq and is a predicted model, not a curated record. The transcript is spliced from 4 exons. Gene Ontology annotation, molecular function: sucrose:proton symporter activity.